Molecule: messenger RNA, 1245 nt
Organism: Polypterus senegalus (gray bichir)
Lineage: Eukaryota; Metazoa; Chordata; Cladistia; Polypteriformes; Polypteridae
Product: cytochrome c oxidase subunit 4 isoform 2, mitochondrial
Exons: 5
Coding region: 127-654 (175 amino acids)
Biological process (GO): mitochondrial electron transport, cytochrome c to oxygen
Source: RefSeq, a predicted model, not a curated record
GUCAUGCCCCGCGGCAAAAAAAAAAAAGAGGCCGCCUUCAAAAUAAGAGUCCGUCAAUCCGUUCGAAAAGGCUUCGAGGAAAGUUGCUGAAGUUUGUGCUCCUGCGUGCCUGUUCACCUUAGAGUUAUGUUCCCAUUUUCUGCCCUACGUGUUGGAUCUCUCCUUACAAGGCGGGGAAUCAUAGCCAGUGGUACAUUUCGGACUGCACAUCAUGGACACGAGGUGGCCAAACAGGAGGACAUGUCUCUCCCAAUGUACUGGGACCGCACAGACACACCACUGCCAGAUAUUCCAUUUCAGAAGAAGCUUGGGGCAGAGCAGCAGGCGCUGAAGCAGAAAGAGAAAAGCUCUUGGAAGAACCUGACCAAUGAAGAGAAAAUUGCUUUAUACCGCAUUAUGUUCAACCAGAGCUAUGCUGAGAUGAAGAAACCUUCAAAUGAAUGGAAAACAGUGCUUGGUGGCAUCUUCAUUUUUAUUGGUGUGACUGGGCUAAUCAUUUGGUGGCAAAAGGUCUUUAUGUAUCCUCAACGGCCUCAUACCUUCGACGACAACUGGAAGGCCAUGCAAGCGCAAAGGAUGAUUGACAUGAGGAUGAAUCCAGUGCAGGGUUUCGCCUCCAAUUGGGAUUAUGAGAAGAAGCAAUGGAAAAAGUAACUUCACUUUGAAUCGUGGCUUUAUGAGCUGCCAGCAGCAGUCCGAUUGUCAAUUAUACGGUGAAUAAUUUAAAUUCUCCAGCCACCUUUAUCCAGUUCUUGAAGACAUUGCAGUACUCUUAAAAACUGUGGUCAUUCAUAUUGUUAUUUUGAAAUCUGAAUUGUUCAGGGUUAUAACGUUUUCCCUUACACUGAGCUUAGGGAGCUUUUUAACACAACACUGCCUAUAAAGGAGGCCAGUUAGGGAAGGAAUUGUUUAAAAUCUUGGAUUGCCUCUGCCUGUGUCCUUCUAUGUUGUGGCCAAAAUUAUUUUUAAACUAAUAAUUCAGCCUUUUACUCUGCAAGUCUGCUCACUUUUUAUAAUUCUUUGGAAUCGGUGAAAGAGGGAAAGAACGUAAGAUGAUACGGUACUACGUGGAGCCAGAGCUGCCAUAUGUGCCUCUCCAAAUUGAACUUCUAGAAGGCAUUCAGGCAGGCACUUCUGUAGCAUUUAUUCCCUACCAAAGCCCCCGGUUUGUUUUCUGCGUGUAGAGUUGUUAACCGGAAUAAUUCACAAAUCAUUAAUAAAUUCUUCUGUUAUGUGCUGCAAUAC